AUGGACGCUGCCAACUUGGCUGAGAAAAAAGAGUUGAAGGCAAGUAGAGCAUCUAGCUCUCUUGCGUUUGACGACCUCCCGCAGCAAGCAUUUGUCCUCGCAACGCUCAUCUCGACCAUUGCAGGCACAUUCAUCACAGGCAUCAACCUCUACGACCGCUUGGUCGAGCAGCGCCGGCAGAGGAAGCGGGACAAGGGCCAAAACAAACGAAUCAAGGAGCUCGAGGCGCGUUUGAACACGGCCGAGGAAGAGAGGACGAAACUGAAGGAAGAGCAAGGCAAACAGGGUCAGAGAAAGAGAGCAAAGGGUGGCGGUUCCGCGUCUGAUUCCGAUGCGGAUGAUGACCACGACCGAGAGGAUGAUGGCGCCCGCCAUUUUCGACGCUCUCUUCAGCACGGCGGCCAAAGUAUCCAGCGAGAGUACGACCGCUUCUACAAUACGAUGGGACAAAAGUUUGCCCGGGGUGACCUACUCCAGAGCACCGUUAUCAAGCUCUUGGAGGAAGCCCUGCUUACUGGCCAACCGCCAGAUCUGAGCAGGCUGUACAACACAUCCGAGUUUGCGCGCGAGGGCAGCAUUCGCGCCCUCCAAGACCAUCCGCCCCGAUCCCGAGACGAGGGCCAAGGCCCGGAGCGCCCAUCCGCCGUACGUCCUCCACGCCCUCUCUUCGAGGAGAUGCAGCAAGUGAGGCUGGCUGGGACCAUCCACCUGUACGAAAAGCACUCCCUCCUGCAGCAGCCGCCAAUCUGUAUCAUGACGACAUCCGGAGCGGCACCAACAGAAAAGGCCCUCUGUUCUGCCCAUAUGCGGUAG
Podospora bellae-mahoneyi is the source of this 813-nucleotide messenger RNA. RefSeq lists its product as uncharacterized. Bases 1 to 813 code for a protein of 270 amino acids. Lineage: Eukaryota; Fungi; Ascomycota; Sordariomycetes; Sordariales; Podosporaceae. The record is from RefSeq and is a predicted model, not a curated record. The transcript is spliced from 4 exons.